Molecule: messenger RNA, 1902 nt
Organism: Schizophyllum commune H4-8
Lineage: Eukaryota; Fungi; Basidiomycota; Agaricomycetes; Agaricales; Schizophyllaceae
Exons: 9
Coding region: 137-1756 (539 amino acids)
Molecular function (GO): metal ion binding
Source: RefSeq, a predicted model, not a curated record
GUUUCAUUCAACAGUCAUCUACCCAGAGUCCGAGCUACCUGCAUUCGCACCUCAGCAUCUUAUGCAUCUAGAGACUGAGCGACCGCUGUGUCUGUAUUCCUCUGUCUUACGCGCCCUCGACGUAGAGUGAUCACGCAUGCAUUUCGGCAAGACAUACGCCCAGCUUCUUCUGGACCUUCCCCCAGAGCUGAGGGACAAUGCGAUCCAGUACAGGCAGCUCAAGAAGCUCAUCAAUCAAGUCGUGCGCGAGCUAACAGCGCUCGGCCUCAGUCCGCAGGUCCUGCACGAGUUGCUCGACGAUCACGAUAGCUCCGAAAACGACAAGGGGAAGCAGCGCGCCGAGCCCAGCCCCAUCCCAGAAGGCGAGGGGGACCCAUGCGUCCCGCGCGUCGUCUACGAAUUCAAUCACACCUCCGGCAAGAUCGAGCCCAGGUUGCGCCUCCGCGUCGGCGCGUCGCUCCCUCAUCUGGCACCCACGCUGUACCGGCUCCGUAGCAGCGUCAGCGGCAACAUACACACAGACGAUGAGCCCACCAUCGAGGACGCGGAAGAAGCGGACUCGGGCGCGGGUCCGUCCAUGAACGUGCUUCAUGACAUGCGGCGAUCGAGCACGGAUGCAAGCACAUCUAGCGCCGUGGAAGAGAUCAGUACUGCCGAUCAUGUGUCCCCCGAUUCAGUGGAGGACGAGGAGAUCAUCAUACCCCUACCAUCGGACGAAGCUUUCUUCGCGCUGCUAUUCACUGCCCUUCAAUCCCUCUCCACGCACUUGGAGUCUCUGAAGGCCGACUUCGCGCACUCCCUACGAGAUCUGGCUCGCAGUAUCAGUGAUACUGCCCGGCCCGUCAGCAGCACGAAUCCUAAGUUCACCCCACAUUCUUCUGCUGAGCAUCCCGGCGUACUUCACGUCUCGGCUGCCAAGAACGCUUCAGAUCUAUAUACUUGGCGAUCUAUCUUCCAGCUAUACGUUGAAGCUGAGAUCUUCGAGUCCCAAGGCGAGCGCAAUCGUGGCGAAAGGGACAUCCAGAAGGCCGAAGAACGGCUGAAGCUGUUCGCGGACCAAAUCGCCAAGCAAGGCCUUGCCGACCCCUCGAAGCUCAAAUUGACGCAGUCGCGCGAGGCCCUCCAACGCUUCCUCGAGCUGAAUGCCGUUAUCCUCAACGUGAAGAAGCUGCAGUAUGCUAACGCCGAGGCCCUGCGCAAAAUCCUCAAGAAGCACGCCAAACGGACGGCGCUGCCGCUCGACAAUCGUGACCUGGCGUCGCAGAAAUUCGGGCUCAUACUGGCUUCUGCGCCAGCAGACGCCGACGGCGGUCACGGCGCGCUGAUGCGCCAGAACCAGGCGGUGAUCAUCGACCUCCUGCAGAGCAGCCCGUCCGCGAACUCGCUCGCGCACCUCCUUGUUCAGUCGAUGACGGAGACGCUGCUGCCCAUCAUCCCACACCUGGAGGACUACUCGUGCCUCAUCUGCACCGACGUCGCAUUCAAGCCCAUUCGGUUGGCGUGCGGACACCUCUUCUGCGUCCGGUGCCUCGUCAAGAUGCAGAAGCGCGGGAAGGGGCAGUGCCCGAUGUGCCGCGCGAACGUGGUGCUGCAGGCGGACCGAUCGAAUGUGGAUUGGGCCCUCAUCAACUUCAUUGAGGAUUGGUUUCCGGUGGAGGCUCGGAAGAAGUUACGGGCGAAUGAGAAGGAGGCGGCGGAGGAGCAGUUGGAGGAGUUGGGCCUAACGCCCGAGGAUGUGAGGUGUGUAGUUAUGUGAGGCUGAGAAGUCUCUUGAUUUGUCUUGUUCGCUCGCGCGUCGCGGGAUAUACCAUAGUAUAUGUGUAAUGGUCUUGCUAUACCGGAUGUAAUAUGGGUUUCCGUGUUUUCUCUCUUUGGGUGUGGGCGCCAGUGCCACCGUAUCAA